GCUACGAUGCAUGUAUACUAUGGAGAAUCUUGUUCAAUAUUUGUUAUGGUUCUGAAACACACAACAUUCUGCGCAGCAGAUAUUAUUUUGUUUGUUAAUUUACGAAAGAAUUGUUGCGACUGAAUGUCCAGUAACAGCCUCGAGCUUAACUAAGGAUAUGCUAAUCACUGGUCCUCAAUUAAAGCGCAGUUUAACAAAGUGUCCCAGAGCGCGGCGCACUCGGAGCUCAGGGCUAACGCUAACGCUAGCGCGGUGAGCUAGUCUGCUGCAGGCGGUGCACGGUUUGCGGACUUGACGUUUCUAACCACAGUGACAUCAUUUGCUGCUGGUGCAUCAACACCAUAAGCCAUCCUCCAUGGCUCAGUUCGGAGGACAGAAGAACCCUCCGUGGGCGGCCCAGUUCGCUGCAACUGCGGUGUCUCAGCCCGGACACUCGGCACAGUCCCUUGACUUGAACAGUUUACACUCUUUGGGUGUUCAGCAGCCAUCUCUUUUAGGUGCUUCCCCCUCCAUGUACUCCCAGCAGUCAGCCUUGGCUGCAGCGUCCCUCAACACGCAGUCCGCUGCCAAUUACCAGAUUUCUCAGCAGACUGCGGCUCUCCAGCAGCAGGCAGCCGCAGCUGCUGCAGCUGCACUGCAACAGUCUCAGAUCAAUUCAGCCCUGCAGCAGUACCAGCAGCAGCAACAGCAGCAGCAGCAACAGCCACCUCAAGCUCCCCCACCACAGCCACCUCCGCAACAGACACUCUACAAUGUCCCACAUCAGCUCCCACAGCCUCAGCCUGCUCUGCUUUCACAGCCCCCUGUUGCUUUGCAGACCAGUAUGAGUUUGUCGAACCCACAGCAGACGGCACAGAUCACAGUAUCGUACCCGACCCCCCGCUCCAGCCAUCAGCAGCAGACUCAACCACAAAAACAACGUGUCUUCACUGGGGUUGUCAACAAGCUGCACGAUACAUUUGGGUUUGUGGAUGAAGAUGUAUUCUUUCAGUUAAGUGCUGUAAAGGGAAAAACACCCCAAGUGGGUGACCGUGUUCUGGUGGAGGCUGUCUAUAAUCCCAACAUGCCCUUCAAAUGGAACGCCCAGCGCAUACAGACUUUACCUCAGUUACCCAACCAAACGCACCAGGCGGCCCAGCCCUUACCUCAAGUUUCCCCACAGCUGUCCAGCUUUUACUCUGACGCAGGAGUACAACGCUACACUGACACAUACACAGCGGUGGAUUCAAGACCAAAUAGCCAGCCUCCUGCUCCCAACAUGAUGAAGCCAGGCCCUUCCAUGAUUCAGUCUCUACCUCCACCCACCACGUUCAAUGUGCCGGCACAGGGUCCCCCUCCCUCGCUGCUUCAGGCGCAGCUUUCAGCAGCCUCUCUCGCACCAUUGCUUCAGAAUCCUCCCCAGCCUCUCCUUCCUCAGCCACCUCCAAAAGAUUCAGUCUUUUCAGGGGGGUUACUUCAGCCUCCCGUGCGGAUGAUGCCCCAGCCUCAGCCUGUGAGACGCAUAGAGCCGUCUCCUCGCUUUCCCAGCCGCAAUGAUCGACCAGAGCUCAUUCUGAGGAAAGAAGACAGAAGUCGGGAGAGAGACCGAGAGCGGAGGCGAUCCAGAGAUCGUUCCCCAACUCGCAAGCGCUCAAGGGACCGGUCACCUCGAAGAGAUCGUUCUCCAAGACGUCCACGCAGAGUUGUACCUCGAUAUACUGUACAGUUCUCCAAGUUCUCCCUGGAUGGAUAUAACUGUGACAUGAUGGAGCUUCGACGGAGGUACCAAAGUCUUUACAUCCCAAGUGACUUCUUUGAUGCUGUAUUCACCUGGGUGGAUGCCUUUUCCUUAUCACGACCAUUUACUUUUGGAAACUACUGUAACUUCCAUAUCAUGCAUAAAGAAGUGGACUCUUUAGUGAAGAACACCGCUGUACUGGACCCUCCUGAUGCCAAUCAUACCUACAGUGCUAAGGUGAUGCUGCUUGCAAACCCCAGUCUUGAUGAACUAUAUCACAAGUCUUGUGCCUUGGCUGAUGAUCCACAAGAGCUGAGGGACUCUUUCCAGCACCCAGCCCGUCUCAUUAAGUUCUUGGUUGGGAUGAGGGGCAAAGAUGAGGCCAUGGCGAUUGGUGGCCACUGGUCUCCAUCCCUGGAUGGAGCUGACCCAGAGAACGAUGCCUCAGUCCUUAUCAAAACAGCAAUACGUUGUUGUAAGGCUCUGACAGGCAUUGAUCUGAGUUUGUGUACCCAGUGGUAUCGUUUUGCAGAGAUUCGCUAUCACCGCCCUGAGGAGACUCACAAAGGGCGGACAGUUCCCGCACAUGUGGAGACAGUGGUUUUAUUUCUCCCGGAUGUUUGGCAUUGUCUUCCUACCCGCUCAGAGUGGGAAGGACUGUCCCGCGGACUCAAGGAGCAGCUGGCAGAGAAACUCUUGGCUGAACGGAAGGAGGCUGAUGGAGAACAGGAGGAAGAGGAGAAAGAUGACGACGAUUCCAAAGAGGUUACUGCCCCCACUCACUGGUCUAAACUCGAUCCGAAGUCUAUGAAGGUGAACGAUCUGCGUAAGGAACUGGAGAACCGAUCUCUGAGCUCCAAAGGAUUGAAGUCCCAGUUGAUAGCUCGGCUCACUAAGCAACUGAAGGUGGAGGAGCAAGUGGAGGAAUCUAAAGAGCCUGAGAAGGUUGAGCCUACCAGUGUGGAGGAGGAGGAGCCCUGCAGAACGGAGGAAGAUCGUGAGGUGAAAGAUAACUUGAAACUUGAUUUCACUCAUAUUCGGAACAUGUCGACUCAAAUUGAAGAGGAACGUAAGCGUCAAGAGGAGUUGGAGCGUCAGCGUAGGGAAAGGCGUUACGUUCUCCCAGAUGAGCCCACAAUCAUCGUUCACCCCAACUGGGCAGCCAAGAAUGGCAAAUUUGACUGCAGCAUCAUGUCUCUAAGUGUGCUGUUGGACUACAGGCUGGAGGACAACAAAGAGCACUCCUUUGAGGUCUCAUUGUUUGCCGAACUUUUCAAUGAAAUGCUUCAAAGAGACUUUGGCUACAGGAUCUACAGAGCUCUUAACGCCCUCCCGAGUAAGGAUGAGAAAAAGGAAAAGAAAGAUAAGGCAAGGAAAGAUGCCGAGAGAAAAGAGGUGGACAGGAGGGAUAUAAAGAAGGAGAAAGAGGACGAGAAUGCUGAGCCAGUCUCAAAAAGACCAAGAGAAGAGGAAGAUAGGAAGCGGGACGAAGACAAGGAGAGGACUUUGAAGAAAGAAGAAUCCAAAGAUGACGACGAUAACGAAGAUGAAAGCAGCAAUAACAAUGCUGACGAGUAUGAUCCUAUGGAGGCUGAGGAUGCUGAUGAAUAUGACGAUGAAGAUAAAGACGAUGAGGAUUCCAGUGGGAGGGAUCGGAGGGAUGACCGCCGCGAUGAUAGAAAAUCAAGAGAUAGAUCAUCUAAAGAUAAAGAUGACAAAAAGAAGCAGAUGGUCACAUAUGACAAAGAUCUCCUAAUGGCUUUUGUGUACUUUGACCAAAGCCACUGUGGCUACCUACUGGAGAAGGACCUGGAGGAAAUUAUGUACACACUAGGCUUGCAUCUCUCCAGAGCUCAGGUAAAGAAACUGUUGAGUAAGCCAUUAGUGAAGGAGAGCUGCUACUACCGAAAGCUAACGGACCGAGCCAAAGAUGAGACUGGUCCAAUAUGGACAGCUGAUUCUCAACUCGAGAACUCCUUGGGUAAUCGACCUCUGCUGCCCAGUCAGAAGACAAAGCGAGAGAUGGCGGACAGUGACUCGGGCAGCCUUAUCGUUUAUAAUGGCGCUAUGGUAGACGUAGGCAGCAUGCUACAGAAACUGGACAAGAGUGAGAAAGCCAGAGAGGAGAUUGAACAGAAACUCAUGCAGCAGGACACUAAAAUGGACGAAGAUGCAAAAAAAAUAUCAGAAAUGGAGUCAACUAACCGCAGUCUGAUGAGAGAACUGGAGCAGGUGAAAUCCAGCCUGAGAGAGACAGAAAAGAGUCUCCGAGCGUGUGAACAGCAGAAGAGCAGCUACCAGAAGCAGCUUCGCAGCACUCUGCUGAGCCUCGGCACAGUAAUGAAGGAUCUGCAGAAUGUCUUACCUAACGAUGAUCAUCCUGAAGAUGGUGGCCAGAAAACUCAAAUUAAUGGCUCAGAUGACUGAAUUACCAUUGCACGUGUCUGUGACCUAUUAACAUGUUUAAACCUGUAAAUAAGCACUAAACUCGUUUAAUUAGAAGUUGUGGGGGGGGGGUUUGUACAAAUUUUAAAGACCGAGGAGGUCAUGCUGGUUUAGUUUUCUCCUCAUAAUGUUUGUUUUUUUUUUCCCCAGACUUUCUACAUAAUUUAUGUUAAUUUCAUUCAGUACAAGGCUUAUCCAGUUCAUUUGUGAUUAUUUAAUUCUUGUUCUAAUAUGAUAAGUGUCAUUGAUUUCAGAGUUCUAGCAAAAAAAUUUCUUUUUCUUUUUUGGUUGCCAGUAAUCUUUUCUUUUCUGUCAAAGUUCUAUCAGUUUGCUUGGAGGUAUGAGUGAUUUAUCUAAGUUUAAUUAGCAAUAAUGAUGUUAUUUAUAUGUACAAAGUAUGUAGAACAGGUUAAAAGGUUUAUUUCACAUUAGAACCUGGGUAGAAUUAUGUAUCGGAUGGCGAGCCAGGCUCAGGGUAGAUAUCUUUUAUUGUACUGAUGCCACAGAUCUUUUUGUUUUGUGUGUAAUAUCUUUGCCAACACUUUGCUAACUUGCUGCUAUCCUGUUGGUUGAUAUGCAUGCAUCAUCAUAGAUGCAUAUUUGCUUAAUCCUGACAGUUCGGAGUAUGUUCUGUGAUCUUUUGGUAUCCAGUGAGGACGGUACUGUGUGCAUGUAAAAAAAAAAUUAUUAUUAUUUUUUUUUUUCCAUUUCAAAAGUUAAUUCUGACACAAAAGCUAAAAAUAAUGUUUCUGAUAUAGUGGUUAUUGUAAUAAACUUAGCUCUGGCUCUGUAUACUUCAGAGGAAUCCUAAAGUACUCUACAGAAUAUUCCAGAAUUGUAGUUUGUGUGAAUGUGAAAAAUGUUUUUCCCAUAUUAUUUUUCUCUGUUCGGGCAUCAUCUUUCGCAGCUGGCUACAGUUGGUGGGUUAUAGGGAAACCGGGGGGGGGGCAAACUUAGUAACAAUUAGCCCAAAGCAACCAAGUGCAUAUUAUUUUUCUAAUACAGAUGUACUACCAUGGUUGUUCUGUGUAAAAUAAAGAAUUAAAUGGUUCAUUUUAACUUUUCA
Ictalurus punctatus (channel catfish) is the source of this 5228-nucleotide messenger RNA. It is a transcript of the gene ccar1, whose product is annotated as cell division cycle and apoptosis regulator 1. Gene Ontology annotation, biological process: regulation of DNA-templated transcription. The coding region runs from base 356 to 4144 and encodes 1262 amino acids. Gene Ontology annotation, cellular component: nucleus. The record is from RefSeq and is a predicted model, not a curated record. NCBI's taxonomy places the organism in Eukaryota, Metazoa, Chordata, Actinopteri, Siluriformes, Ictaluridae. The transcript is spliced from 26 exons.